AUGGAGUAUUGUUUACGAGUAACCUCUGUUCCUUCUCUCGACAAGGACAAGUUGCCUGGAUCUCGAUGUGUGGGAAACGGAGCAGAAGAGGAUUUUAACUUUGUCUUCAAGGUGGUGCUGAUAGGGGAAUCUGGAGUGGGGAAGACCAACCUGUUGUCAAGAUUCACAAGAAAUGAGUUCAACCAUGACAGUCGGACAACCAUUGGGGUGGAAUUCUCUACUCGAACUGUGUUGCUAGGGACAGCAGCUGUCAAAGCGCAAAUAUGGGACACAGCUGGGCUGGAACGAUACCGUGCCAUCACUUCAGCGUAUUACAGAGGGGCAGUUGGGGCCCUUCUGGUAUUUGACCUAACUAAACACCAGACCUACGCCGUGGUGGAGCGCUGGCUGAAGGAGCUUUAUGACCAUGCAGAGGCCACCAUUGUUGUCAUGCUGGUGGGCAAUAAGAGUGACCUGAGCCACGCAGGAGAGGUGCCCACCGAUGAAGCUCGCAUGUUUGCUGAAAAUAAUGGACUCCUGUUUAUUGAAACCUCAGCUCUUGACUCUACUAAUGUUGAGCUGGCCUUCGAAACUGUCCUCAAAGAGAUUUUCGCCAAGGUGUCCAAGCAGCGGCAGAACAAUGCCCGUGCCAAUGCAGUCACUCUGGGCAGUGCCCAACCUGGGCAAGAGCUGGGGUCUGAGGAGAAAAAGGCUUGCUGUAUCAACCUCUGA
This is a messenger RNA of Trichosurus vulpecula (common brushtail), 711 nucleotides long. RefSeq names its product ras-related protein Rab-25-like. Gene Ontology annotation, biological process: exocytosis. The transcript has 2 exons. NCBI's taxonomy places the organism in Eukaryota, Metazoa, Chordata, Mammalia, Diprotodontia, Phalangeridae. The record is from RefSeq and is a predicted model, not a curated record. The coding region runs from base 1 to 711 and encodes 236 amino acids. Gene Ontology annotation, molecular function: GTP binding; GTPase activity. Gene Ontology annotation, cellular component: recycling endosome.